This is a messenger RNA of Myotis daubentonii (Daubenton's bat), 340 nucleotides long. It is a transcript of the gene TCL1A, whose product is annotated as T-cell leukemia/lymphoma protein 1A-like. The record is from RefSeq and is a predicted model, not a curated record. The transcript has 3 exons. Gene Ontology annotation, molecular function: protein serine/threonine kinase activator activity. Lineage: Eukaryota; Metazoa; Chordata; Mammalia; Chiroptera; Vespertilionidae. Bases 14 to 340 code for a protein of 108 amino acids.
CCGCGGAGGUGCCAUGAGCGGCAGAACUGCCUUGAGCGAGUGCCCGUUCACCGCGUGCAGGAGCCUGCACCCCGACCACCUGUGGAUCUGGCGGCCCAACGUGUAUGUGGACGAGAAUGACCGCACCUGGCUGCCCAUCAUCAUGGAGACAGAAAGCAGCCUCCAAGUCCUCAUGCGCCAGAUCGAGGUCUCCCGCGGGGAGGCCAUGCAGCCCAGCCGGCUGCCCCCCAGCAUGCUGCCCCUCAUGUGGCAGCUCUACCCUGGCAGGCGGUACCGCGCCUCCGACUCCAGCUUCUGGCGCAUCGUGUACCACAUCGAGCUGAACUCCCCCCCGCCCUAG